Geodia barretti is the source of this 1093-nucleotide messenger RNA. The record is from the annotation of a GenBank genome assembly. NCBI's taxonomy places the organism in Eukaryota, Metazoa, Porifera, Demospongiae, Tetractinellida, Geodiidae.
UACUCUCUCGUCCUCCCCGCUCGACUGUGGACACAGGCUAGUAGUCAUCGGGCUGUAUAAUAUUGUGGUGAUUAGUGUCUACUAAUGCUGAUGCAGACAAUUGAGCAUGAGACUCCAUCACAGAGUGCUUGGCUGUGGCUGCUGUUUGCUAUUCUUUUUCUUAUUAGUGCCCACCGUCAAUGAGUUGAUGUGGAAUCGUUCAAUCUGCCAUUCAGAAAAUUCAGGGAUUAUAGCUUCAUCUGCUCUCAGUUCUAACACCCACCACACAAGCAGAGAUAUACUAAUGGGGCUACCAAAGGACAACGAAGACUCGCAUACCCUGGCCCUCUCUGAACAUCCCGACAUUGAAAUUAGAGGCAAGUUCCAGAAGGAGCGGAUGAAGGAGUUCUGCAAAAAGCAUGUGUUUGUGAGAGAGAGUCUUCCCAGUGAUCCGCCCACUGCAAAGCUGUUCUAUCGUCAUCUCAUAUUUGAGGAGCACACUCAGUCCAUGUUCUGCUUCGUCCCCAAGAUUGGCUGCACCAACAUGAAGCGUCUGAUGCUGUACAUGGGAGGCCACCUGCCUCUCGACACACUGGACUGGCCGUGGGUGGAGGACAGCAAGUACUUGGAGCCAGCUCUCAAGCAUGCCUCGCUCAUGAACGUCACUCUAACACAACUACAGCGACUGACAAUGAUGCACACUUACUACAAGUUCAUGAUAGUCCGUAACCCCCUGGACAGGCUGGUGUCAGGCUACAGGAACAAGAUCGAGCCGCCAUUGGACUUCCAGAAGCAGGACUCUUUCCCUCACAAGAUCAAAAAGGAGAUCCUAAUGCGAUUCCAACUACGAGAGUUUCUCCAGUGGAAGCAGGCAUUCAAAACUAAGCCAUACAACAUAUCAGUGUCGUUCCAGCACUUUGUACACUACCUGAUAUACACUCCCACAGAGGACCUAAACGAACACUUCCAGACCUCGAUGGAUAUCUGCCAUCCUUGUGUAGUCGACUUUGACUUUUACGGGAACUUCAGAAAUUUCUCUCUCGAUACACAAACCCUCAUCAAGAAGUUCAAGACUGAUCCACGUUACUACAGAGACGAGAGUCUGCACGGUACG